AUGGAGAAACAAGACGGUUUAGAGAUGCAGAUCAAGUUCAUAGCGCUCAUUAGUCGAGACAACCAGCCGGUGUGUAUUGAGACGUGCUUGGGCAACGACAACGAUAACGGCAAUGGCAAUGGCAAUGGCAAUGGCAGUGACUGCCUCAACGAGGAGCUCAAGUACAACUUCCUCUCACACAUGGCAUUGGAUGCACUGGAGUGUGCUGAGUCCCCUACCACCACAACAACAACAACAACAAGUACUCCCGCAGGUGCCGGCAGCACGUCUCCCCGUACUAUGCCUGCGUUGCUCUUCAUUGAAGACGGCGUCUCUGUCUAUGGGAACGUCUCUGCAGCCGGUUUCAAAGUAGUCAUUGGAGCUACAAACACUACUUGCACAGGCACAACAAGCUCGAGCCACCUUCGGCGGCUCAGCGACGCGGCGGCACGUGCGCGUCGCGUCUAUAUUGACUGGGCAAGCAAUCCGUUUUCCCUGUACGAGCCCACAGAGGGCGCUGUGCUCAGCGAGAAGCUCAGAGCCAUUAUACGAGAGUGUUAG
Messenger RNA from Pichia kudriavzevii, 540 nucleotides. RefSeq lists its product as uncharacterized. NCBI's taxonomy places the organism in Eukaryota, Fungi, Ascomycota, Pichiomycetes, Pichiales, Pichiaceae. Bases 1 to 540 code for a protein of 179 amino acids. The transcript has a single exon. The record is from RefSeq and is a predicted model, not a curated record. Gene Ontology annotation, biological process: endoplasmic reticulum to Golgi vesicle-mediated transport.